This is a messenger RNA of Eruca vesicaria subsp. sativa (arugula), 2486 nucleotides long. Lineage: Eukaryota; Viridiplantae; Streptophyta; Magnoliopsida; Brassicales; Brassicaceae. The record is from the annotation of a GenBank genome assembly.
CUAGGCUUUGGUUAAAUCUUUCAACGAACUUAAAAACCUCAACUAACAAUCUCCAUCUCUUUUCUUGAGAUUAGAGUUAAAUCUCUAUCUCUCUCUCUGAUUUCCACAAACAGAGCAACAUCUUUUUCUCAGGAUUGCUUGAAACCUGGAGAAAUCUUUAAGGUUAUAGACCAAUAAAACAGAAAGAGAUCUGAGAGUACAAGAAGAAGAAGAAGAAUGGUUACUAUAUCAGUCUGGCCUUGGGAAAACUAUGACAAUCUUAAGUAUCUUCUAUACGCUCCUUUAGCAGCACAAGUGGCGUACUCAUGGACAUACGAACAAGACUACUCAAGGGCUCUAUGGUGUCUUCAUAUCCUCAUCAUCUGUGGACUCAAAGGACUCGUUCAUGUCCUUUGGAGCGUUUACACCAACAUGCUUUGGGUGACUCGCACUCUAAGGAUUAACCCUAAUGGUAUCGACUUUAAACAGAUUGAUCACGAAUGGCACUGGGACAAUUAUAUACUUCUGCAAGCAAUAAUAGCGAGCAUGAUCUGUUACAUGUCUCCUCCAUUGAUGGUGAUGAACAGUAUUCCUCUCUGGAACACGAAAGGACUAAUCGCAUUAAUUGUGAUACAUGUGACUUUCUCAGAGCCUUUAUACUAUUAUCUUCAUAGAUCAUUUCAUCGCAACAACUACUUCUUCACUCAUUACCAUUCUUUCCACCACUCAUCUCCUGUUCCACACCCCAUGACUGCUGGGAACGCGACUUUAUUGGAAAACCUUAUCCUCUGUGUAGUAGCUGGAGUUCCUUUGAUUGGUUCUUGCUUGUUAGGUGUUGGAUCAAUAAGCUUGAUCUACGUAUACGCUAUCAUGUUUGAUUUCUUAAGAUGUUUAGGUCAUUGUAACGUUGAAAUCUUCUCUCACAAGUUAUUCGAGACUCUACCAAUCCUACGUUAUCUCAUCUACACUCCAACGUACCAUAGUCUGCAUCAUCAAGAAAUGGGGACCAACUUCUGUCUCUUUAUGCCUCUCUUUGAUGUUUUGGGCAACACACUUAACUCAAACUCAUGGGAACUCCAAAAGAAGAUUCGUUUGGCUUCAGGGGAACGGAAGAGAGUGCCGGAGUUUGUGUUCUUGGCUCAUGGGGUAGAUGUGAUGUCAGCAAUGCAUGCACCGUUUGUGUUCAGAUCGUUCGCUUCAAUGCCAUACACAACGAGACUCUUCUUGCUGCCCAUGUGGCCAUUCACGUUCAUGGUGAUGUUAGGCAUGUGGCUUUGGUCAAAGGCUUUUCUUUUCAGCUUCUAUACCCUCAGAAACAAUCUUUGUCAGACUUGGGGAGUUCCAAGAUUCGGUUUCCAAUACUUUUUACCGUUUGCUACACAAGGCAUUAAUGAUCAGAUCGAGGCUGCGAUUCUGAGAGCUGAUAAGAUUGGUGUUAAAGUCAUAAGCUUGGCUGCUCUGAACAAGAACGAAGCUUUGAAUGGUGGUGGGACAUUGUUUGUCAACAAGCAUCCUGACCUUAGAGUUCGUGUGGUUCAUGGGAACACUUUAACCGCAGCAGUGAUUCUCAAUGAAAUUCCAAAAGGUGUUGAAGAGGUGUUCUUGACAGGAGCCACUUCUAAGCUCGGAAGAGCCAUCGCUCUUUACCUCUGUCGUCGAGGAGUGAGAGUUCUCAUGUUGACAUUAUCGGUAGAAAGAUUCCAAAAGAUUCAGAAAGAAGCUCCUGUUGAGUUCCAAAACUACCUCGUACAAGUGACUAAAUACAACGCUGCACAACACUGCAAGACAUGGAUCGUUGGGAAGUGGUUAACACCAAGGGAGCAGAGUUGGGCUCCAGCAGGAACUCAUUUCCACCAGUUUGUAGUGCCACCAAUUCUAAAGUUUAGAAGGAACUGCACUUAUGGCGAUCUAGCAGCUAUGAGGCUCCCUAAAGAUGUUCAAGGACUAGGAAGCUGCGAGGUAAAUAAGAAGGGUUUGGUUAAUAAUCAAGUCUUGUUUUGUGUCUUUAUCCUUUUAGUUCAUUAUACUAAACUCUUACGUGUCUUUGUGUGUGUGUGGCAGUACACAAUGGAUAGAUGUGUGGUGCAUGCGUGUCAUGCAGGAGGAUUGGUUCAUAUGCUGGAAGGUUGGAAGCAUCAUGAGGUUGGAGCCAUUGAUGUUGACCGUAUAGAUCUGGUGUGGGAAGCAGCCAUGAGACACGGCCUUAGCUCUGUGUCUUCCACUCACUAGUUGAGUGUGAAGAGACCCUUUUGUUUUGUUGUCUUUGACUCUCCCAAGGUUGGCCAUUCUUUGUACAGAUGAAAGGUGUAAGAAGGGAAACAAAAAAAGAGAGUAGAAUGUCACCUUCUGUUAUUGUUUCACCUUUUUAUCAAAGAUGUAUUUUACUUUUUCCAUUUCCGUAAUAGUAUUUAUAUGUGCACCUAGUUUCCAAGAAGCUUUAAUUAUCCAGCUUAAUCGCCCCUCUGUUGGUAGUUAGGUCAAUCAAUGAACAAAGUGUCUUCAAUGUG